CAAGCCCUAGCUCCUCUCAUUGACCCUUCCAAUUGAUUAUAUUCCCUUAAAGUUCCAUUUAGUAUUUAUUACACAGAUACUCAAGAAACAUGAUGAAAAGCUUACCUAUAAAACGGUACCAAACCUGGGUUGAUUAGAACUCCAAACUCCAUGUCUAGGCCUUAAAACUUAGCAGUUAUGGCAAGCUUUGGGGGGCAGUCCAAGAAUGGUUACCCAGGGUUUUAAAAGCUUGGACUCUAAAGAAACAAUGUAGUGGAGACAAGCUAUACGUAAUUUUGUGUUCUGGGCGAAAAUAGGGAUAAAUCAGACCUAUACAUCUUUGUGUGUAGCAGAUAGAUCUGAGCUUACCAGUUCUAUUUAAAUAACCUUAAAGUACAAUAGUUGUCUGGGAGUGAAAGUUGUUUAAUGUUGGCAUGUCAGCAGGAGCUCCCCAAACACUGAAGCUCUUGUUGGUAGCAACUUAGGUGUGAGUCCUUGCCGAUUGCAUCGGGAUGGACGGAUUGACCUCCGCAGGUAGCCCGCUCUCCUCCAGCUCCUGGACCAGCGCCACUCCCUCCUGGAGAGACCGGAGGGUGGAGGGGGAGCGCAGGACACUCCCGCGGGAGGGGCGCGGGGCGCGGGGCGUGGAGGGCGUGGGCCGGGGGCGGGGCCAGCCCCGCAGACUGGGUGCUCCGGGGAGCUGUCAGUGUCAGGCUCGGGGAGAGAGAGGAAGUGCCGGCUCCCAGAGGACGCGAGCCGAGCGGCCGGCGCAGCGUGAGACAGCACAUCCUGCGCGCGCCGCGCCCGCCGCCCUCCGGAGCCGCUGGAGCGCCGCCGCCGCCCGGGAGCCACCGUCGCCGCCGCGCUCGGGGAGCCCAGACUCGCCGUCGCCGAGCGCGUCCAGGUAAAGAGAACGGGGGGUGCCGCCGCUUCGGCGCCCCUCCCCUACAGUAGUUCGGCCCCUGCAGCCGCAGCCGGACCCUUGCCUCGGCCCCCGCCCGGGAUCCUGCGUGCUCCGCUGCGCCCUAAGGUGGCCAGAGCCCCCCAGCGGCAGUCCCCUGCUGCAGUUCUCCCGGCAGAGCCGCGAGGAAACCAACAUGUCUGACAAAAGUGAUUUAAAAGCUGAGCUAGAGCGCAAAAAACAGCGCUUAGCACAGAUAAGAGAAGAGAAGAAACGGAAGGAAGAGGAGAGGAAAAAGAAAGAGGUAAAUACUGGGUGUUGGGGCUGUAGAAAUGGCUUGGUUAUGAGCAUGGAAUCACUGAAAGUUGAGAUGACGCCUUGUAACAGUGGUGCUGGAAAGGGGCUUUCUGAAUGGGUGCAGUCGCUGCAUUUUUUAACAUGGGAUACCUGUUAUUUUCAUUAUUUAGUCCCAACCCCUAUGUCUCCCUCCUCGAAAUCAGUGAGCACUCCCAGUGAAGCUGGAAGCCAAGACUCAGGUGACCUGGGACCGUUAACAAGGACCCUGCAGUGGGACACAGACCUCUCAGUGCUCCAGCUGCAGUCAGACUCAGAACUUGGACGAAGACUGCAUAAGCUGGGUGUAUCGAAGGUUACCCAAGUGGAUUUCCAGCCAAGGGAAGUCGUGUCCUACUGCAAGGAGACGCAGACACCUCUGGCUACACAUCAGUCUGAAGAGGAUGAGGAAGAUGAGGAAAUGGUGGAACCCAAAAUUGGCCAUGAUUCAGAACUGGAAAAUCAAGACAAAAAACAGGAGGUGACAGAAGCCCCUCCAAGGGAGCUGACAGAGGAAGAAAAACAGCAGAUCCUUCACUCAGAGGAAUUUCUCAUCUUUUUUGAUCGGACCAUACGGGUAAUUGAAAGAGCACUGGCAGAAGACUCUGACAUCUUCUUUGACUACAGCGGUCGAGAGUUAGAGGAAAAAGAUGGGGAUGUCCAGGCUGGAGCCAACCUGUCUUUCAACCGUCAGUUCUAUGAUGAGCAUUGGUCCAAGCACCGAGUAGUCACUUGUAUGGACUGGUCUCUCCAGUACCCCGAGCUGAUGGUCGCAUCCUACAACAACAAUGAAGAUGCGCCCCAUGAACCAGAUGGAGUGGCCUUGGUUUGGAACAUGAAGUUUAAGAAAACCACACCAGAAUACGUCUUCCACUGUCAGUCCUCUGUGAUGUCAGUCUGCUUUGCGCGUUUCCAUCCCAACUUGGUGGUUGGUGGGACUUACUCAGGCCAGAUUGUCCUGUGGGAUAAUCGCAGUCAUCGAAGGACGCCGGUGCAGCGGACGCCCUUGUCAGCCGCUGCACACACACAUCCCGUAUACUGUGUAAAUGUUGUUGGGACCCAGAAUGCCCAUAACCUCAUCACUGUCUCUACUGAUGGUAAAAUGUGUUCCUGGAGCCUGGACAUGCUCUCAACUCCACAGGAGAGCAUGGAGCUGGUGUACAAUAAGUCCAAGCCCGUGGCUGUUACCGGAAUGGCUUUCCCGACGGGAGACGUCAAUAACUUCGUGGUUGGCAGUGAGGAGGGCACAGUCUAUACGGCCUGUCGUCAUGGAAGCAAAGCCGGUAUCGGUGAGGUCUUCGAAGGUCACCAAGGGCCAGUGACAGGAAUUAACUGCCACAUGGCAGUGGGCCCGAUCGACUUUUCACACCUGUUUGUCACAUCAUCAUUCGACUGGACCGUCAAGCUGUGGACCACAAAGCACAACAAGCCGCUCUACUCCUUUGAAGACAAUGCAGACUAUGUGUACGAUGUCAUGUGGUCCCCCGUGCAUCCCGCGCUCUUUGCCUGCGUGGACGGGAUGGGGCGCUUGGACCUCUGGAACCUCAACAAUGACACCGAGGUUCCAACAGCAAGUGUGGCCAUCGAGGGGGCGUCUGCCCUAAACCGUGUUCGUUGGGCCCAAGCUGGCAAAGAAGUUGCUGUUGGGGACUCAGAAGGCCGUAUUUGGGUCUACGACGUUGGAGAGCUUGCAGUUCCCCACAAUGAUGAGUGGACCCGAUUUGCAAGGACACUUGUGGAGAUCCGUGCUAACAGAGCUGACAGUGAGGAGGAAGGCGCUGUGGAGUUAUCUGCCUAGUGGAAGUGAGCCACCCCCACCCCAGCCCCCACCACCUUCACCUUCUGAGCUCAGCAUCUGCAGUCGUCAGUUCCACUCGUCCUCGGUGUCCAUUCAGUAUCAGUAUUGCUGUGACAUUUUGGGUGCCAUAUUGUGCCAGCUUUGCUCCAGAUAGUCCCAAUAUAUCCCACCCUACCCUUCACUAACCCGAAAUUCACCAGAGCGUUUCUAUCUUUAUAUUUCUGUCUCAAAAUAAGGGGUGUGUGUGGGGGAACCUUUACGGAUUUAGUUGUUGCCUUUUAACUACUUAGUAGCUGUAUUUAAUAGCUGGAAACCUCUGGUUAAAUUUGUGCUUACAUGCACUUCUGGCAUAGUCCUAUUAAAUCCAUAUGAAGCCAGAUAUGAUUAGGUGCAGAUGUGGUGUGCUUCAUGAUAUGGUGCAGGGCCAAAGACUUGAGAUGUGGUGUUUUACAUGGUGACUCACAUUAUGAAUGGAUUUACUAGAAGAACAUUGCUGCUCCUUAUUUAUUGUGGUGUGCUGCAUGGAACAUAUUUAUUUGAAAGCAUUAAAAUAAACGAUCCUAGAGCAUGUGCAUAAUGAGAGGACUGUAUUGUCUCUGCUGCUGUUGAGGUUACAUUAAGUUCCAAAUAACAAUUACAGUAUGCUGGUUCCACUGAGGUCAAGAAAUCUUUAGAAGUGUGUUGCAGUGAACAGAAUGAAUUUUAAUGCCUAUUAUUUCUAGGUACUUGAACAAUAUUUCAAAUGUAGUUGACCAUUGAUACUUGUCAUUCAAGCUAACACAGUCCGACAGAAGUCUGUGGUUCCUAAAUAUGACACCAGUAUUGCCAAUAAAAUGUUCUAAACCAGG
This is a messenger RNA of Hipposideros armiger (great roundleaf bat), 3859 nucleotides long. It is a transcript of the gene DYNC1I1, whose product is annotated as dynein cytoplasmic 1 intermediate chain 1. The record is from RefSeq and is a predicted model, not a curated record. Gene Ontology annotation, molecular function: dynein heavy chain binding; dynein light chain binding. Lineage: Eukaryota; Metazoa; Chordata; Mammalia; Chiroptera; Hipposideridae. The coding region runs from base 1077 to 3011 and encodes 644 amino acids. The transcript has 17 exons. Gene Ontology annotation, cellular component: cytoplasmic dynein complex. Gene Ontology annotation, biological process: transport along microtubule.